Molecule: messenger RNA, 3477 nt
Organism: Xenopus tropicalis (tropical clawed frog)
Lineage: Eukaryota; Metazoa; Chordata; Amphibia; Anura; Pipidae
Gene: nsmf
Product: NMDA receptor synaptonuclear signaling and neuronal migration factor
Exons: 15
Coding region: 287-1798 (503 amino acids)
Biological process (GO): regulation of neuron migration; regulation of neuronal synaptic plasticity
Cellular component (GO): plasma membrane
Source: RefSeq, a predicted model, not a curated record
GAGUGCGAGAGUGCGAGAGAGACAGCAGUUGCACUCCCCCUCCCUCCUGCAGCAGAUCAAUGAGAGGGAAGCGGAGAGAGAGCAGCUCACACAGAAUGCUCUGCAGCCUGCAGCGCUACUAACAGCCCCCAUUGUCUCCCCAGCAUCACACCUGGUGCCGGAUUCCAGGGAAGGGCACCCACCCAAGGGCACCUUUCUACCCCCCACCCACCUCCUCCAUUUAAUACACGGGCAUCUACUUCCUGGGCAGGUCGGAUGUGUUCCCAAACCCCCUCUCCAACCGAGGAUGGGCACAGCCGUCUCCAAGAGGAAAGCGCUGAGAAAUGACCCCAUCUCCAAUGUAGCGGCCAAAGUUCGAGCGGCUCGGGCUUUCGGGGAGUAUCUCUCGCAGAACCACCCAGACAGCAGGAACGGAUCAGAUCACCUCCUUGUCCAAGAGGAUUCCCCGGAGAUGCUCCCGGCCUCCCAACACAAGCGGCGCCUCUCCUCCCUCUCCGACAGCAAACUGGAUCGGAGUUUCUCUGAAGAACGUGGGGAGAAGUUGCCCGGCGAGGGGUCCAAGCCUUUGGUCUACACCAUCUCCGGGGAGAGGCCAAUGCUCUCCGACCACGAGAGUGACAGCAUGGAGCUGGUGGUGAUGAAGGACGGACGCGAGGAGCGGCACCACCAUUCCCACCAUCAUCAUCAUCACCAUCAUCCCUUGCAGAGCUCGGGCAGUGCCCAUAACAUCACCCGGCCGUGUAAGAGCUGGUCAGGCAGCAGGCAGAACUCUAAGGAAUGCCCCACUUGUACCCGGCUCACCGUGCCCACCCAACACUCCUUUGAUCUGGAGCAGCACCAGGCCAGCGAGUCCGGUUGGCGCAGGAAGAAACUCGAGCGAAUGUACAGCAUUGACCGAGUGUCCGAUGAUGUCCCCGUCAAGACUUGGUUUCCCAAGGAGAACCUCUUCACCUUUCAGACGGCCACCACAACUAUGCAAGCUAUCUCACAUUUCCGCAAACAUCUACGAAUGGUCGGCAGCCGGAGGGUGAAGGCGCAAACCUUUGCUGACCGCAGGGAGAGGAGCUUCAGCCGGUCCUGGAGUGACCCCACCCCGGUCAAGAUUGACUCCAUCCACGACUCUCGAGAAAGCCAUGAGUUGCAGGAUUCCUGCACUGCUCUCAACGAGGAAUGCGACUUCAACUGGGAGGCAGAGAAGGAGAUGGAAAUCCAGUCGUGCGAGGGGGACGAUUUUAUCCCCCCAAAGAUAAUGCUGAUUUCAUCCAAAGUCCCCAAAGCCGAGUACAUUCCCACCAUCAUCCGGAGAGACGACUCCUCCAUCAUCCCUAUUCUCUAUGAUCACGAACACGCCACCUUCGAAGACAUUCUGGAGGAAAUCGAGAAGAAACUCAAUAUAUAUCGCAAAGGCUGCAAGAUCUGGGAGAUGCUGAUAUUUUGCCAGGGUGGCCCAGGGUAUCUGUACCUACUGAAGAACAAAGUUGCUACAUUUGCCAAAGUGGAGAAAGAAGAAGAUCUCAUCCUGUUCUGGAAGCGUCUGGGUCGGUUGAUGAGUAAAGUGAAUCCAGAAGCCAACGUCAUUAACAUCAUGGGCUGCUACGUGCUUGGGAACCCCAACGGGGAAAAGCUCUUCCAGAACCUGAAGAACCUUAUGAGCCCCCAUCGGAUGGAAUUUAAGUCUCCACUUGAGCUUUCGGCACAAGGAAAGCAACUGAUCGAGAGAUACUUUGAUUUCCGGAUGUACCGUCUAUGGAAGACCCGUCAGCACUCCAAGUUGUUGGACUAUGAUGAUAUUUUAUGAGCCGAAGAAGACGACCCUUCAAAAAAAAAGGGGGCAAAGUAUCUGGAUUAGGCCACCUCUUGGGGGUAACUCUUUUGCUGUUUACCGGUGGCGAGAUGAGCCCAUUUGGAUCUUCAGGAACGAAGAACCAACGUAUCGGCUCAGGAGCGAUGGAGGCGAAUGAAGAAGACGUUCUCUAUGGUUGGCCAGUUGGGUCAAGUCGCUUGAAGGCUUGCCGAGCCAGAAGACAAGCGUCGAGGGUCAGGAAUGAGAAGCCUUCACACCACUGAGCUUCACCAAUUCAGGGCAAAUAUGUAAAAAAAAAUAAAAAAAGGAUCUAUAUUUCGGGGUCCAAGACUUUCAAGCUCAGGUUUUCUUAGGACAAUAACACUGCAACGUCUUGCACUACCACGUGAGGAGCCUUCAAAGAACAUCACUCAACUCUUUUUACAUUUGUAGCAAAACCAGGGGGAUCCUUUGAUCUCCACUUGGAUGAAGUUGAUGAUGAUGAUGAUGAUGAUGAUGAAGAAUUAUCAGCCAUGGCGCCAUUUUUGUUCUUCUCAGCCAUUGAUGAGUGAAAGCCAAUCACUGCAGUGCAAUCUUACUGGGUGGAAGUAUUAUCUAUAUAUAUAUAUAGCGAUAUUAACAGUAUCUACACGUAUAUAUCUAUAUCUUACCGAGGGGGUAGCUUUCUUGUGAGGUCCACUUAGGGCAUAAGUGCAAUUUUUUGUUCUUUUCAAGGUACAAAUAGCGCUAAUAAAUUGUUAGACUCUUAGUGGGGGGGUCCGCGUGGGACGCAGUCGUUGGACAUCUUCACCAGCAACCCCAACCUGGACUCAUUGAUGGUGGUACCUGUACAUACGUCCAACGUCCCAUGGUCCUCUGCUUGGUCAAGUAGUAGCCUAGAACUUCUCAUCGCAAUAUCAUAGAUGCUGCUUCGUAGUCAUCGAUAGGACGUCUAUAUGUAAUCAGUAACCGAUAUCUAAUAUAUAUUUAUUUCUAUAUACACGGAGACCGGCCUCCAUAAAGGCGUGCCAUAUGUUAUUUUACCUUAGACCAGAGCUCAGGUUUGAUAGGUCGUUAUAAUUAUCGAUAAAUUAGACGUUUCCACCCUCCGACCGGUGCUGUCUCCCUUCUAAUUAAGGUUUUAUUUUUUGCUAAGGCAGCCAGGUCAAACUCCUCCCCCUUCUUUCAUAUUGUGUGUGGAUUCGCCGGUGAUGUAGAAGACGCCGUUGCCCGAUAUCGGAGCGGUCGGGCUUUGUAGGGCUCCAUCAUCUCAUUGUCGGGUUUAUUUCAUGGUCAAAGAGGUUUGGCCGAGUCAACAGGACCGAGGGCCACGGUCGUAGUUUGUUUCAGUCCAGUUCUUAUGACUUGGGCUAAUUUAUCUAGAACUUCUCCUUUAGCUUUAGGUUCCUCCAGAAGCCUCCGUUGAGGGUCUCCAAGGUGGAUUGAGGGUCAUCCGCACAAAAUGGGUCACGUGACUUCAUUAACAUGGAACUGGUGCCUUGAUAAAUACCACUCGUAUCAUUGUUCAUGGUUCCCAUCUUCGACCCAACGGGGUCCAUAAGAAAAGCCAAUGGGGGGCGUCGUACUUAACCUCAACCCCCCAAUCACCAGCCGUUGUGUCAACAGAUUAGCUUUAAACACAUAUUUAUGGCAUUUUGUCUCCAGAAAACAAGGGGCAGAUUCAUCAAAUUCAA